Messenger RNA from Odontomachus brunneus, 2142 nucleotides. It is a transcript of the gene ATPsynbeta, whose product is annotated as ATP synthase subunit beta, mitochondrial. Lineage: Eukaryota; Metazoa; Arthropoda; Insecta; Hymenoptera; Formicidae. Gene Ontology annotation, molecular function: ATP binding; ATP hydrolysis activity; proton-transporting ATP synthase activity, rotational mechanism. Gene Ontology annotation, biological process: proton transmembrane transport; proton motive force-driven mitochondrial ATP synthesis. Bases 83 to 1642 code for a protein of 519 amino acids. The transcript is spliced from 7 exons. The record is from RefSeq and is a predicted model, not a curated record.
GCAUUGCGCAGUCGGUUCGCGCAUCCUCCACUUGACGAGAUCACGGACCCUGUUUCGGCCGUUUCUCUUCACUCGAUCGGCCAUGAUCCUGAGCGCCGUGUCAAAAGCAGUCGCUGGGGCCUUGAGGGCUUCUAAGCCGUCCCUUCUACAAAAUGAAGUGGCGAAGGUGUCGGGCGUCCUUACUGUCAAUAGAAGGGAUUACGUAGCCAAAGCUGCGGCUGCAUCUAAGAGUGGUACGCAAGGAAAGGUAGUUGCUGUUAUUGGUGCUGUUGUUGAUGUACAGUUUGAAGAUGCUCUCCCACCUAUCCUUAAUGCGUUGGAGGUGCAAAACCGUACUCCUAGGCUGGUACUUGAAGUUGCCCAGCAUCUUGGAGAGAAUACAGUGCGCACCAUUGCUAUGGAUGGUACUGAAGGUUUGGUACGUGGCCAAAGUGUCUUGGACUCUGGAUAUCCCAUUCGUAUUCCUGUGGGUGCUGAAACCUUGGGUCGCAUCAUCAACGUCAUUGGUGAACCGAUUGACGAGCGUGGACCCAUCCCAACUGACAAACUGGCGCCUAUUCAUGCGGACGCUCCCGAAUUCGUAGAGAUGUCGGUCGAGCAAGAGAUCUUAGUUACAGGCAUUAAAGUCGUGGAUCUUCUGGCACCUUACGCCAAGGGUGGAAAGAUCGGUCUCUUCGGUGGUGCUGGAGUCGGUAAAACCGUACUUAUCAUGGAACUGAUUAACAACGUAGCCAAAGCUCACGGUGGUUACUCUGUGUUCGCUGGUGUAGGUGAAAGAACGCGUGAGGGCAACGAUUUGUAUCAUGAAAUGAUCGAGUCCGGUGUCAUUUCUCUCAAGGACAAAACAUCCAAGGUAGCGUUGGUCUACGGACAAAUGAAUGAGCCGCCAGGCGCUCGCGCCCGAGUGGCCCUUACUGGACUCACUGUCGCAGAGUAUUUCCGAGAUCAGGAAGGUCAGGAUGUACUAUUGUUCAUCGAUAACAUCUUCAGAUUUACCCAGGCUGGUUCUGAGGUGUCCGCUUUGCUGGGUCGUAUCCCAUCCGCCGUAGGUUACCAACCGACGUUAGCCACUGAUAUGGGUACUAUGCAGGAACGUAUUACUACGACAAAGAAGGGAUCUAUUACUUCCGUGCAAGCCAUCUACGUGCCUGCUGACGAUUUGACAGAUCCCGCCCCUGCCACUACCUUUGCUCACUUGGACGCCACCACCGUAUUGUCUCGUGCCAUUGCCGAGCUUGGUAUCUAUCCGGCUGUCGAUCCUCUUGACUCUACGUCCCGUAUUAUGGACCCUAAUAUUAUCGGCACGGAGCAUUACAAUAUCGCUCGUGGCGUACAAAAGAUUCUCCAGGACUACAAGUCGCUUCAGGAUAUCAUUGCCAUCCUUGGUAUGGACGAGCUGUCCGAAGAAGAUAAGCUGACGGUCGCUCGUGCACGUAAAAUCCAGAGAUUCUUGUCCCAGCCAUUCCAGGUCGCCGAAGUAUUCACUGGUCACGCAGGCAAACUAGUACCAUUACAAGAAACCAUUAAAGGCUUCCAAAAGAUCUUGGCUGGAGAAUUAGAUCAUCUGCCGGAAGUAGCAUUCUAUAUGGUUGGUCCAAUUGAGGAAGUAGUAGCGAAAGCAGAAUCGUUGGCCAAACAAUAAAUUAACUUACAGUCAUCGUAAAUGCGUCAUUAAAGAUUUAUUUGAUCGUUAUGCGUUCGCAAAACCGUGACCUUCCAAUGAAAUUUACAAUCUCGCUUGUCCUCUUCGACUUUUUCAGGAUUUUUAUCAUAUUGCUUCAAACGGUAGAAGUGAAAAUUCUCAUCAAUUUCUCUUAUAAUCUAUAACAUAUAUACGAUUAUAAGAAAUUAAUACUUUGUAAUUAUAAGUCUAUUAUCAUAUAAUAGACUAAUCACAAUAUUACCGAAUCGCUUCAUGAACGACUUGAAAAGUCGCUUUGCCUCUUAUGUUCCUCUUACCAUAAAAACAAUCGUUCAAAAUUACAACUAAACACGUAUUAAAACAAAAUAUAAACUGAUCGGAAUACAUACUAGCACAUUUUACUUCUGGUCUUCAUAAUUUCAUCGAUAAUCAUGUUAUUAACGUAUACCGUAGAAUCAACGGUAUAUGUGUUAGACGUUAAUAAAAGUUUUACAAAAACA